Messenger RNA from Micromonas commoda, 690 nucleotides. RefSeq lists its product with no specific name. NCBI's taxonomy places the organism in Eukaryota, Viridiplantae, Chlorophyta, Mamiellophyceae, Mamiellales, Mamiellaceae. The record is from RefSeq and is a predicted model, not a curated record. Bases 1 to 690 code for a protein of 229 amino acids. The transcript has 2 exons.
AUGGUCGCGAAGGCCCAGACGGCGGACGCCCCGGCCCCUGCGGAAAGGCGGGUGCUGAGGGGGGUCAUCUUCGACAUGGACGGGACGCUCACCGUGCCCAACCACGACUUCGCUGAGAUGUACAGGCGCGUGGGGUGCAAGACCCGAGACAUUUUGACCGAGAUCGAGUCGUGGCCCGAGGACGAGCGCAAGCGCGCGAACGACAUCAUCCACGAGAUGGAGACGGAGGCGUUGGCCACCAUGAAGGCCAUGCCGGGGGCGGAGAAGCUGGGUGCCUUCCUCGAUGGAAAGGGGCUGCCGAGGGGGCUGGUGACGCGGAACGUGCAGGCGUCCGUCGCGCACUUCCACGCCAACGCGUGGACCCUCCCGCCCUUCUCCCCGGCUCUCGCGCGCGAGUUCAAGCCCUACAAGCCCGCGCCCGACGCGCUCCUGCACAUAUGCAAGCGGUGGAACGUGCCGCCCUCGCAGGUUGUCAUGAUUGGCGACUCCGCCAAAGACGACGUGGUGAGCGGGAACCGCGCGGGAUGCGUCACCGUGCUGCUGGACACGGAGGGUAAGUGGAGGAUCGGGAGCGAGGACGGGAUGGUGCCGCACUUCAUCGUCAACUCGCUGGACGAGGUGGCGCCGACGCUGCAAGCGCACUUCGACCUUGGCACUUCGACGAACGUCCCGGAGCCCGCUCGAGCCUAA